Perognathus longimembris pacificus (Pacific pocket mouse) is the source of this 2746-nucleotide messenger RNA. It is a transcript of the gene Wls, whose product is annotated as Wnt ligand secretion mediator. Gene Ontology annotation, molecular function: Wnt-protein binding. The transcript is spliced from 12 exons. Lineage: Eukaryota; Metazoa; Chordata; Mammalia; Rodentia; Heteromyidae. The record is from RefSeq and is a predicted model, not a curated record. Gene Ontology annotation, cellular component: endomembrane system; organelle membrane. Gene Ontology annotation, biological process: Wnt signaling pathway; intracellular protein transport; Wnt protein secretion. The coding region runs from base 282 to 1907 and encodes 541 amino acids.
UUAAGCGUCCACAGGCGGCGGAGCGGCCGCAGUCACAGCUCCGGGCAUUGGGGGAACCCGAGCCGGCUGCGCCCGGGGAAUCAGUGCGGGCGCCUUGGAUCGCGGUCCCAUCUUCGCUGCGCUCCUGCACCCCUGAAGUUUUUGCCGUGCCCAGAAAGGAGGCGAGAGAGAAGACAGUAUUAGACAGGAAGAAGAGACAAAAAAAAAAAAACCCUAAACAAACCCUAAAACAUUUAUUUCAAGGCGAAAAGAGGAAAAAAAAGGGGUGUGUGUGUGCAAAAAUGGCUGGGGCAAUUAUAGAAAACAUGAGUACCAAGAAGCUGUGCAUUGUUGGUGGGAUUCUGCUGGUGUUCCAGGUCAUCGCCUUUCUGGUGGGAGGCUUGAUUGCUCCAGGGCCCACAACUGCAGUGUCCUACAUGUCCGUGAAAUGUGUGGAUGUCCGGAAAAACCAUCACAAGAUGAAAUGGCUAAUGCCUUGGGGACCCAAUCAGUGUGACAAGAUCCGAGACAUCGAGGAAGCAAUUCCAAGGGAAAUCGAAGCCAAUGACAUUGUGUUUUCUGUCCACAUUCCCCUCCCCGCCAUGGAGAUGAGUCCUUGGUUCCAGUUUAUGCUGUUUAUCCUGCAGUUGGACAUCGCCUUCAAGCUGAACAACCAAAUCAGAGAAAACGCAGAAGUUUCUAUGGAUGUUUCUCUGGCUUACCGCGAUGAUAUAUUUGCUGAAUGGACUGAAAUGGCCCAUGAGAGAGUACCCCGGAAGCUCAAAUGUACUUUCACAUCCCCCAAGACCCCAGAGCAUGAGGGCCGCUACUAUGAAUGUGACGUCCUUCCGUUCAUGGAAAUUGGGUCCGUAGCUCAUAAGUAUUACCUUCUAAACAUCCGGCUGCCUGUUAAUGAGAAGAAGAAAAUCAAUGUUGGGAUCGGAGAGAUAAAAGAUAUCCGGUUGGUGGGAAUCCACCAAAAUGGAGGCUUCACCAAAGUUUGGUUUGCCAUGAAGACCUUCCUCACCCCCAGCAUCUUCAUCAUCAUGGUGUGGUACUGGAGGAGGAUCACCAUGAUGUCCCGACCCCCUGUGCUUUUGGAAAAAGUCAUCUUUGCCCUUGGGAUCUCGAUGACCUUUAUCAAUAUCCCAGUGGAAUGGUUUUCCAUUGGGUUUGACUGGACCUGGAUGCUGUUGUUCGGGGACAUUCGCCAGGGCAUCUUCUACGCAAUGCUUCUCUCCUUCUGGAUCAUCUUCUGUGGCGAGCACAUGAUGGAUCAGCAUGAGCGGAAUCACAUUGCAGGGUAUUGGAAGCAAGUCGGACCAAUUGCUAUCGGCUCUUUCUGCCUCUUCAUAUUUGACAUGUGUGAGAGAGGAGUACAACUCACAAACCCCUUCUAUAGUAUCUGGACUACAGAUGUUGGAACAGAGCUGGCUAUGGCCUUCAUCAUUGUGGCAGGGAUCUGCCUCUGCCUCUACUUUUUGUUUCUGUGCUUCAUGGUAUUUCAGGUGUUUCGGAACAUCAGUGGGAAGCAGUCCAGCCUGCCAGCCAUGAGCAAAGUCCGGCGGCUACACUAUGAGGGACUAAUUUUCAGGUUCAAGUUCCUCAUGCUUAUCACCUUGGCCUGUGCUGCCAUGACUGUUAUCUUCUUUAUUGUCAGUCAGGUGACAGAAGGCCAUUGGAAAUGGGGUGGUGUCACAGUGCAAGUGAACAGCGCUUUCUUCACAGGCAUCUACGGAAUGUGGAACCUCUAUGUCUUUGCUUUGAUGUUCUUGUAUGCUCCAUCCCAUAAAAACUAUGGGGAAGACCAGUCCAAUGGUGACCUGGGUGUUCACAGUGGGGAAGAAUUGCAGCUCACCACAACCAUCACCCAUGUGGAUGGACCCACCGAGAUCUACAAGUUGACCCGCAAGGAAGCCCAGGAGUAAGAAGCUACGCCACCAGGCUGGGACUAGCUCUCCACGCUAACCCCUCUCACUGGAGCAGGCUGCCACCACGGAGAGUGCAUUGUGCGGGUGCCUCGUGUCUCCUAGCUGUGAUUUCCUGAACCAAUGGUGUGGACAUUUGUCAGGUGGCCUUCUGAUGGUAGCUUGUGGAAGAGGACUCCUGCAGCCACCUGGUGUGUUGGUGUUUGUAUGAUAAUGAAACCUCUGGUAUGACACAUUUUCUGUCAUCAUUGUUAAUUAGUGACAUAGUAACAUCUGUAGCAGGCAGUUAGAAACCCUCAUGUAUUGGGGCAUGUACUUCUUAGGGGAUGGUUUGGGCUGGAUGGGGUCUAUAUUGUGUGGAAUAUGCCUUUUUUUUUUUCUAUUUUAGAUUCUGAGAUAGGUUUUUAAUAUUCUUUGUAGUCCAAACUUUGCUGGUGUCAGAGUCUCCUCACUUCAUCCAUGACCACUUAUUUUUUCCCCUAUUUAUAUCACCAAGUAGCCUACUGAGUUAAUAUUUAAGUUGUCAAUAGAUAAUGUGUCCUGGUUUUUUAUGGCUUAAUAUAAAAAUAACUGAAUUUCAUAAGAAGUUCUAUUAUACCCAGAGGCAUUUCAGCUUUGAAACCAAAUCUGUGUAUCCAGUACGAAGCAGUCUAUUGGAUGUAGGUUUUGAAAACUGUUUGCUAAACUCCCCAAGUAGGAUGUAUGGUAUUAAAUGGCCUUUGGGUCCUAAAAGCUUUUUUUAACCUCUUGCUUAAAAUGUGUUUUCUUUUGAUAAGAUGCUUCAAACAGCCUCUAAAAGUGUAGCUUCAAUCAUUUAAAUAAAUCUGUAUGUAUAUGCA